AUGGCUGUUGUAUAUGAUAAAGUGGCGAUUAUAAAUACUGAUAGUGAUAAUGUAUCCCCACUACCAAUAAACACUAAUAAUCCCAAAAGGGAUACCAUGCUAGCUGGUAGUGCGGAGAUUAGUCCAGAUGGAAUUGAAGUAUGUCAAAAAACUGAUCAUAAAGUUUGGCAAAUCGUUAUUCAGAAUAAUAUUGAUCUAGAAGAAGACCAAGUACCUAAUAAUGUAAAGAUUGGUGAUGAUAGCAAUAAUAUAUCAGAUAUCGAGUAUGAAGUUGGGGAAAUAGUUAUCAAGCAUGUUGAACUAGAAGAAAACCAAGUACCUAUUAGUAAAUCUAGAAAAGCAGUGGAAGUUGCAGUAUGUGAAAAAAAAGGUGAUACAGAGGAAGAGGAAAAUAGAAACUCGUAUACAAAAAAAGGUGAUUUGCGUAAAAGAAAAAAAUUAAACGAUUCAAAAAGUGUCAAAAAACAAAAAAUUUGCGAGAAAUUGUGCAGUAACCAUAAUGUUUUACCUCCGUGUACAGGAACAUGUAAGAAACAAUGCUUCACGAAGAUUAAAGAGGAACAAAGAGCUUAA
This is a messenger RNA of Psylliodes chrysocephalus, 573 nucleotides long. The record is from the annotation of a GenBank genome assembly. Lineage: Eukaryota; Metazoa; Arthropoda; Insecta; Coleoptera; Chrysomelidae.